Molecule: messenger RNA, 4129 nt
Organism: Austrofundulus limnaeus
Lineage: Eukaryota; Metazoa; Chordata; Actinopteri; Cyprinodontiformes; Rivulidae
Gene: sec16b
Product: SEC16 homolog B, endoplasmic reticulum export factor
Exons: 25
Coding region: 320-3100 (926 amino acids)
Biological process (GO): Golgi organization
Cellular component (GO): ER to Golgi transport vesicle membrane; endoplasmic reticulum exit site
Source: RefSeq, a predicted model, not a curated record
GUUAAUUGUGUUUUUAUUUUUUUUUACUUUCUGCGCUGGUUUGAAGUCAGUUUCCGUUCGUCGGUUCGUCCCUGAAACAGCAGCCGGCCCUGACCGGAGACCAGCUCAGUGCUAACACGUCCUCCACAAAGACAACGUGGCAAGAGUCAACAUUUCAAAAAGUUGUUGCACUUUUCUGUUUCCUCACGUGGCUUUGUGUCGCCGGAAAAACACACAGAACAAGAAUGUGUGUUAUCAGCUCCUGUGUGGUUCUCAUGAAAUGAUGUGGCAGCUGCAGGCUGGACUUUGAAUCAGGCAUGUGAGAGCUGCAGGUGUUCCCAUGGAUCAGAGAGGUCAGCCUGAUUCCAGCCGGCUUUACCACAGGACUCAAGACUCCAGGUUUGCUCAGCAGGACUGGGAUGUGAACUAUCUCCCACCGGACCCCAGAGACAGGGGUCGGCACUGGGGGCAUCCUGACCCCCGCUACCUGGCCCCUUUCACCCCUCCGCCCGUCAGACCCGAGUGGCUUCAUUACAACUCUCAGCAGUACGGGUACGGGUGGCAGGAACACCAGAGACCUCCGUCCAGACAUGGUUCUGACUUUCCUCCACACAACCACUGGGACUACAGAGACGACCGUUAUUAUUACAGUUACUUCAGAGGACAACAGGCGCAACCAGGAGGUGGACAGUGGAGUCCCCAAGGCACAAGAAGAACUGAAUACCAUGAGAAACCCCUCACUCAGGGAGGAGCAGGGGACCUACACACAGAGGAAUACAGGUCUGAGCAGGUGCAGGACUGGUCCCAGCGUUACUUGAACAACUCUGGAGACAGGCCUUCCACAGAUGCUGAGGAGAGUUUCUCUUAUCCUCCUGGGACUCUGCAAAGCUCCAAAACCUCAGGCCUGUCCUCCAGCAGCUACGAGCUUAGUCAGUACAUGAACGGAGUGGACCUGGGUGACCCGGACCCCCGACCUGCUGCCACUUCAGGUGGAGAGCGAGGAGCUGAGCAGCUGAUCUCUGCUCCUCUGAAGUACUCCGUCCCUCACGCCGUGGUCAGCUUUGGGCCCGCGGGCCAGCUCGUGCAGCUCACGCCACGCUUGUCGGCGCAGGACAGCGUCUGCCACCUGCAGAUCCACAGCGUGGAGGUGAUUCUGAGUGAGACUGAAGAGCAGCAAGAGAUGAGAAACUUCCCCGGACCCCUGACCAGGGAAGACCUGCACAAAGUGGAUGCUAUAGAGUUUGCUCAGCAGAAGGCGGGGGCCUGUGUGAGGGACGUGACGCUGCAGGACAGGAGCUCUGCUGCCCUCUUGUGGAAUCUGUUAAUACUUCUCUGCAGACAAAAUGGGCAAGUUGUUGGGUCGGAUAUAGCGGAGCUGCUAAUGCAGGACUCACACUCAGAGGAGCGCGGGGGCUCAGACGGACCCUCGCUUAUCGACUUCAGCGAGCCGGCGACCGUCGUAGCCCCGCCUGCUAACGGAGAUGACCUGCUGACAGGAGAUCUGAGCAGCUUCAGCUGUGAGACUCCUGAAAAGGCCCUGCAGAGCUACACUGACCUGCUGCUGGCGGGGAGGAAAAAGGAGGCCCUGGAGUCGGCCAUGACCAGCGGCCUGUGGGGACACGCCCUCUUCCUGGCCAGCAAAAUGGGCAGCAGGUCGUACACCACAGUCCUGAACAGGUUUACAAGCCAGCUAGCAGCCAGUGAUCCCGUUCAGACGCUCUUCCAGCUGCUGUCUGGGAGAAUCCCAGCCGUAGCCACGUGCUGUGGAAAUGAGAAGUCUGGAGACUGGAGGCCCCACCUGGCUGUGAUGCUCUCCAAUGAGACAGAAAACGCUGCAGUUCGGCAGAAGGCCAUCACCACCAUGGGAGACUCUCUCGCCUCCAGAGGCCUCACACACGCUGCUCAUGUGUGCUACCUGACAGCAGGCGUUCCCUUUGGGGCGUUCACGCAGAAGGCAGAGAGGCUGGUUCUUCUGAGCAGCAGCCACAGGCAGCCGUUUGGACACUUUGCCACGAUCUCUGCCAUCCAGUGCACAGAGUUAUACGAGUACUGUCUGACACUUGGUGGUAAAUGUGUUACUUUACCGUCCUUUCAGGUGUACAAAUUGUUGUACGCCUGUCGGUUGUUGGACUGUGGGCUCUCCUCCCAGGCCUUUCAUUACUGUGAGGUGGUGGGACGGGCCCUCCUCAGGCAGACGGAGCCAGACUUUGUUCUGACAGGGGAGGUGGUUAAGCUGUCAGACAGGCUGAGGUGCUCGGAGGCUCAGUACAGUGAAACUGGGUUCAGUGGAUCUCUGCUGGAACCAGAGUGGCUCAGACACCUACGAGCACGACACCAGAGUCUACAGACAGGAAGUUAUGAAUGGACUGAAACCUUCGAGCUUCCUGCUGGGAGGAGCGGCCUGGCCUACAAGGAGGUCUGUUCAGAGUCUGAUCUGGAUGAUUUGAGUAGUCACACUCGGGGUACAGAGCUGGAACCUUUUUGUUCUAGAGCUUCUGAGGACCGAGAAUGGCUUGAUGAUCCAGGAGAAAUGACUGCACAGAACUGGUCUCCCACUGCUCCUCCCUCCAUGCCAGCUCCAGUUCUCUAUAGUCCUCCAGGCCCCGAUGUGGCCCCAGGCCAGGACUUCAGUUAUCAUAGCACAGAUAGUGUUGAGGCCAGAGGUUCCCAGCAACAUUGUCCUCCUAGUAAUGUGUCAGCAACAGCUGAGGAAUUCACCUUUGGGACAGAAAAGAUGUUGGACAUCAACAUCGCGCAACAAAACCAGCAGGUCAUCCCUUCAGCUGUGGAGGGGUCCGAGGAGACCACUUCAAAAGAGACAAAGACAGGAUGGUUCAGAGGUUGGUUUAAGUCAAAACCCAACAGUUCCCAGAAGGAAAAGUUGGAGCAAGAAGGUCCAGCUCAGACUGUAAGAGUCCAGCAGAAGGUAAACGGCUCAUUUACAACCAAGGCUUCACUGGGUGAUGGGACCUUUUUAUAUUCUCAGGACCCACCUCCUCCUCCUGCUGGUCUUUAUCCUCCUCCAGCACCUGCAGCCCUCCCACCUGGAACAUUUCCACCCCCGCUCUCUGCUGCGGGGAUAAAUCCAUUUUCGAGGAAAGCAGGGCAGCAGCUGGGGUAGGAGCUGCAGGACGUUACAGGAUGGUGUCACUGAAAUCACGAGGGUGCACAUGUACAAAAUGACUAAUUAGUGAAGUGAGGAGGGACAACCUAGUACUUGGAUUUCUUUUGAACCCCUGCUGAGCCCCCUGCCACCGUGUUGCAUGGACGGUACAGAAAUACUAUCAUGUCAUAUUGCACCGACUGAAACAGCUGAGGUGUGCUUCCUGAACGCUGACUGCAGAGAAACUACCACUGGGUGCAGGACACAUUUGGGUGGGGGGGCUCUACUGACCCCAGGGACUGUUUCCACACUGAGGAUGCAAGUUACCAUAUAGUAACAUGUGGUACAUUUAUUUUUUACACACUACAUACUGUACAUGCUGCAUCUGAUUAUAGCUUAUGAAUCAGUGCCAACACUCUCAGUCCACCAGCUCUAUAGUAUUGGUGUGCACAGUGUAUAUAAAAGUACACAUAUAGAACAGAAACUAGAUACAUGGAAAUACUGUAGUUUUUUUUUUUUUCAGCUGAGAAUGACGUUUGAGUUUUAAAAACUUUAAGAAACUCAAUGCAAACGGGGAAAUCAAAUGAAAAAAGUUAUUCUAAUCUGUGUUAAAUGGCGUUUUGUUUGAAAAGGUUUACAUCAGCAGUUGUCCAGAUGUAUCUAGGGUGAGUCAAAAUUUUAAGGACGCCCUUUUAUUUCAGAAAAAAUACAAGAAACUGACAUAUCUGAAUAUUCCCAGUAAGGUGAGGGGGGCCAAUCUUUGGAAAAACUUGCUCUUGUUCAAAUAUGGCAGCUUUCAAAAUGGUGGCCAUGUUCUGAACCUAACCUAAAAGAUAGGCCCACCUCACCUAUUAUUUGUUGGGGUAUUUAAAUGUCAUUUUCCCUUUUCUUUCUGAUAUAAAAGGGUGUCCUGAGACUUUUGACUCACCCUGUAGGUAUGAAAUUCUGCAAUCCAGUUUGGCACUCAAAGCCGGCGUCACACUACAAGAAAAUCUUGCAGAUUUUUGCCCUUCCGACAACCUUAAGGAAGUCCAGAUUAUCGUGAUG